UGUCGACUUACUGCCCAGCGACCUUGACGUCUGCUCAAAAGAGGUAGAAUAGAUCCACACCGCUCGCCGACCGAGACCGUCCCGUGCAAUUGCGACGACCCCGAUCAUUCCGCAAGGACACAUGUCGACCUGCUCGGUAUCGUCGACAUCAACCUGGUGAUGGAUUCGGAUCGCGACAUGGACAUGGAUCGAGAUCGCGAUGUCGGGCCUGGAAACGCCGAGUCAUCUUCAAGCAGGUCGAGGCAGGUCCAGAGUUUGUCCGAUGUCGACCUCGAAUUGGCGUUCUUGCGAUGUCUACCUUUCGCCCGUCCAGUCGGCAAACAUCGUCAUUUCAGGAUGAUCGCCCUCCAGACCAAGAUCAGGGAUAUGACCGGCGUCGUCCUAGUGUUCGAGGAUAUCUGGGCAAAGUUGGGGGAGCUUUAUAGUCUGGACGAUUUGGAUGAGAUGGCUUCUUCCUCGGCUUCAUUCCCUUCCAGUCCUCGAACACUGUCUCCCUUGCCUCGGCACCCAAAUGAAUUCGCUUUCGAUCUCGAUUUCGAUACGAUGUUUUCGUCGGAGGAUGAAGCCGAACCACCUCCCGACCCGAUUUACAAACAGGAUCAGGGGACGAGCAAGGAUAAAUCGACACCCACGAUGAAGACGGGGGGCAAGCGGGCGAGGCAGAGUUCUUCGGAAUCGUUGAGCCCCGCACCGGAUUUGCCGGUCGUCCUGGUCGCCAAUGACGCUGACGACGAGGACAAGGAGAAAGAGAAAGGCAGGCGGGGGAAUAAACGAGGGAGGAGGAGCGAUCCAGCUGAAGAACGGGCGAAAUCGAACGGGACAGCAGGAACGAGCGGGAGGGGGAGGAGAGGCGGUGGUGAUCAGUCGAUGUCGGUCAGGGGGAGGUCGAGGUCGAACGUCUCAGAGACGCCUUCGGUCUCGAUGAUGACCUCUGGGCAUGGACAAAGCUCUCGAAUCAACAAUCUCAAGGGAAAACAGAGGGAGAGUAGGAUGUCGACCUUAGCAAGUCCAGCACCGGAACAUGGAACGGACAGCUGGGUAUAUCCCGCGCUUUACCCUUACCCGCUUCCGUUGACUUCGAUGGAUCCUUCGAGACAACCCACACCGGUACCGACAGAUUCACGACCCAAAGCUCGGCAUUCUCGAACCUCUUUCACCCCUUCUACGGCAACCGCAACGAAGCCUUCGAACACGAACAAACGGUUCAGCGCGGGAGGAGCGUCUGAUACAGCACAACCCAGUGAUUCUUCCUCGACUCAGAGGUACUACGAACGGAAUCGAAUCAACCCGCCGGCGUAUCUGUCUUUACCUUCCGGGUCGGCUUCGGCGGAUCUGAUCAAUUCGAGGUUUUUUGGGAACGAAUUCGCGUUGCCGUUGUUUGCGGAUCCCGAAGUCGUGGCCGAGUGGAAUGGGCAGGUGCGGGGUAGCAAGAGCGAGGUCGACGAAGACAUGGAAGGAAAGUCGACAGGGUUGCUGGAGCAGUUGCAGGAUGCUCAGGAGUGGACGGAGAUGGUCUAUGAGCGACCCGGGAGGAGCUGGACGGGUGGAACGAAUGUGAGAGGAAAGAGUGUGGGCCCAGAGAAGACUUCGGACCCGGAACUCAUGACGUACGAGGUCAAGAAGGAAGCUAUUGACGAGAGCGAGCAAGAUGAUACAAAGAAGACCGAACCUACGAUACCGGAGCCGGAAGUGGGGCUGAAGAACGCAAUGACGGAAGGUACAGCAGAUGCAGGGGAGGCGGACGAUCCGACCUCGCCGCAGAAGCAGAUGCAGGUGGAUAUUGACAUGGAUCAGGUCGAGGCGGAGGCAGAGGCGGAAAUGGAUGUGGAUAUGCAGUUGAUGGGGGACGAGGGGGACCAAAAGGAUUCGGCGCAUCAGGCCAUUCAGGCAGAGCAAGCCUCAAUCGCCCUGGUUACCGAAGACCUGAACGAGACCGCUUUGGAUGUCCAAAUGGAUGAGCCGGAACCGCUCGACGAGCCCGACGACGUUGUGGUGGCAAAUGAGGACCGGGAGAAGUCGCCGAUGGGGUCUAGGCCGGCUGAAAGGCGGAGCUCGUUGGCGGCGCUCUUGGCUCCUGUUCCCGCGGAGCUGGAUGAUCGGGGAAAUGGCGGUAGGGCCGAACAGAGUGGAGUGCAAGGUACCAUCCAGCCAGACGAGGAGGAAGACCUAGACCCAGAGUUCCGAGGAAUGACUGCCUCAGAGCCGGUGUCACGUGAAGUCGCUACAUCGGUACCUGUCAUGACUAGGCAACAGGCGAUGUCGAUCGAGGUUCCAUCGAGCUCCACGUCGAUCCCCCUGCCAGAGAUAUCCUCGGUCAGACCCAGUCAACCUCGAUCGCCGGAACAACAGGAUGACAGGCGGACGUCUGCACGACGAUCUUCAGGUCGACGUCUACACAGCUCGAGUCCGCGGGAGUCGGGUUCACUACAGUCAAGCAUACCGUUCAUGUUGAACCCUGUCGAUCAGGACGUUCCUCCAUCUCCCAAUGGACAUGGCUCAGGCCUGCCGGGCGCUCUUCCGUCUGCGACGAGCGCCGGGAAUUUUUCUGCUCCCCUCACAUCAGCGUCAUCUGUGCGGCGUACAUCUUUUCCGCAACCGAUGCCUUACCAAAAUCCGAUGCCGGUCAACUUGGAAAGUCAACUCAUCUCCCCUCAAGGCUUCCACAUUGUUCCCAGGACGCCGAGCCAUACCGGUCGGUUCUCUUUGGAAUUACCUUCCACGCCAUUAACUCCUUUAGGACCGUCUCAACGAACAGAAGCGAAACUUGCUCCCCGGUCGCCUACACCGCCUCGAAUGUCUACGGGUCCAGCAGAUCUGCCAUCGGGUCCGUUUAUCGAUCCGUUCCCGCCCGUCUCGUUGCCGACACCGUCACCUUCGGUGUCGAUCGACGAGGCCAAGGAGGAUAUCGAGACGGACGAUAUGCCACAGACCCCGGCUACUUCGCCGAUGGUUGUAGAGCCCAGCAAAGUACCAGAGACCAUGAAAACCCGGAAGAAGCCGAGCGUGGAUCUGGCUCUCGUGACCGUGCCAUCGAGUAGCCGAUCGCGUUCCACCGAAUCCCCUGAGAGACCGACCCGAGCCGGACGGACGACGGCGCGGUCAAAUUCGGUUCGAGGAAGGGGCGCAUCUCGAGGACAUUCUCGCGCUCGAGAUACCUCCUCGGCGAGACGGUCGACCCAGUCUACAGCGUCUUCCACACCACAACGGGUCAAGAGUCCUCCGCCAGUACAGUCCACUCGGCCGCGACCGAAACAGGCAAAGAGAUUGCAGUCGAUCAACGAAGGCGCGACCAACGGCGAGAGUGCGGGCAGCAGCAAGCGUCAGAAUUCGGGUCGGCCGUCCUUGACUACAUUGCCUGGCAACCGAAUUGACAGGCCGAUGCCGCCUGUGAGCAGACAAUCCACCUCGAAUAGCGAUCUUCGGCUAGCUUCACAGUUGUCUUAUGAGGACGACACGACCGAUCAUCAUUCGGCUGUCGGCUCGGAGGAUGAGUUGGCCUUGAAGCCGAAGGAAACGAAGAAGAAGAAACAUUCCCCGCCUCAGCCUGAGCAGCAACAACAACAUCAACAAUCUCAGCCGAGCGGUAGUUCGGGGACAGGCAAGGAUGUCAAGAAGAAGCCUAAGACGCAACCAACGCAACCACCGCCAUCACAACCGAUCGGACCUACGGGGCCUGCCAAGGCUACCCGAAGUACCGAUACGAACCCACCCAAAAGUACCCGACGAAUGACGAGAAGCAAGAGAUGAGAGGGAUACACCUCAAUAUAUAGGCAAACCCUGGUAUACAUUCCUCGCCAACCUUUUACGAACCCCUUAAUGACAUGACAAUCAUGGCCAAAUCUGGCUGCGCGGACCCAUUACGGGUACACAAUUGUAAUACGACAAAACCCCUCUACGACGAUAGAGACAAGACAUCGUUGACUACACGAUGAGAAUAUGCUGGGAUGCAAUCGCGCUGCCAAUGAUCGGGAUUGUAUGAAACCUGACACGAGUGAAUAUCCCGUCC
Messenger RNA from Filobasidium floriforme, 4006 nucleotides. RefSeq lists its product as uncharacterized. Gene Ontology annotation, cellular component: NuA4 histone acetyltransferase complex; nucleus. The transcript has 4 exons. Gene Ontology annotation, biological process: regulation of transcription by RNA polymerase II. NCBI's taxonomy places the organism in Eukaryota, Fungi, Basidiomycota, Tremellomycetes, Filobasidiales, Filobasidiaceae. Bases 160 to 3747 code for a protein of 1195 amino acids. The record is from RefSeq and is a predicted model, not a curated record.